Molecule: messenger RNA, 945 nt
Organism: Rotaria sp. Silwood1
Lineage: Eukaryota; Metazoa; Rotifera; Eurotatoria; Philodinida; Philodinidae
Source: the annotation of a GenBank genome assembly
AUGCUAAGUUUAUAUCUUAGAUUUGUGUUACAAUUCAUUUUUAUUAUCUAUUGUAUAGUUAAUUUAAUAUUAGCAGACAAUUCAUCAUCUUAUAAUCAAUGUCAAUCUAAUUGGUAUUAUCUUCGAGAAGAAACAAUUUGUCUUACAUUUGCAACAUCACAAGCAGGUGAUGUAUCAUGGUAUAAUGGUUAUAAAGCAUGUCAAACAAGUUCUGCACAACUUUUAACUUUUUCGAAUUCAAUCAAAUUUCAAUCAGUUCAAAAAAAAAUUCAUGAAUUAGAAUAUGAUGAUCAAAUCUAUUUAGAUUAUAUUCAACGAGGUGCAUGGAUUGGAAAUGCUAAAUGGUCAAAAGAUGAUUUAUGUGAUAGUACAAGUACAACAAUUGAAGAUCUUCAAUUAAAUUGUAUAAUAUUAACAAUACGUUCAAAUAAUCAAUCGUUAUGUCUGAAACGAGUAUCAUGUAGAGAAAAACAUCCAUUUAUAUGUCAAAAGAAAGCAAUGACUGAAAAAGAAUUAGUUGAAAGUACUAUGGAAAGAUUGAACUUUUUGAAAUGUAUUAUAAUUAUAUGGUGUAUUAUUGAUCAUAAAAAACAAAAAGAUAAAGAAAACAAAGAAGCUCUUGAAGCUGUCCUUGCAUUAAAUCAAGCUUUACAAUUACAGAUAUAUGUAAAUCAAUUUGAUUUUGAGUUACCACAAGAGUUACAAUUGAAUGCUGAUGAAGAAACUUCUAUGCUGCCAAAUGUAGACAAAUUUACAAUAUUAGGUUUUGGAAUACAAGAUUGGAUGAUCUUAAUUGCUGGAGGAUUUAUAACUUUAUUAAUGAUAUGUAUCUGUUGUACAGGACUUAUUUUUAUCUAUCAAUUCAUAAAAAAACGAAGAUUACGACAAUAUCCGACAUAUCGUGAUGGUAGUAUGGAUUCAACAUAUUCUACUAUAUCGAGAUGA